Messenger RNA from Anolis sagrei ordinatus, 5249 nucleotides. RefSeq names its product dopamine receptor D1 (gene DRD1). Gene Ontology annotation, molecular function: G protein-coupled receptor activity; dopamine neurotransmitter receptor activity, coupled via Gs. Gene Ontology annotation, biological process: vasodilation; adenylate cyclase-activating adrenergic receptor signaling pathway; G protein-coupled dopamine receptor signaling pathway. Gene Ontology annotation, cellular component: plasma membrane. The record is from RefSeq and is a predicted model, not a curated record. Lineage: Eukaryota; Metazoa; Chordata; Lepidosauria; Squamata; Anolidae.
UGUAUCUGUCAGAAGAGGGAGCCAGGUCCACACUGAAAUCUGUGUUGCUGGAAGUUAUUGAGCACAAUGAAUGGCACGGAGAGAAAGUGGUUAUGUGUGUAGUGGAAGGGGUGGGGGAGAGAGAGAGAGAGAGAGAUAGGAACCAGAAAUAAACCAGCCGCAAAAAGAUGAGGUGAGUGUCGUUCUUUCAGCUGGAAGCCUGUAACAUCAGCACCCUGCAAACAGCCGCACGGUGGGACGAAUGACUUCUUUGUGUUGGAAAGAAAAAUCACACAGAGAGACCUUUACUUGCAAGGUGAUGUGGACACCUACUACUUCAGAUGAGACGAAACCUGCGAUGUCGGGGUCCUGGGCUUGGCAAAACAGAGAGAGAUCACGUAGCAUCAUCCCAGACGUAAAUCCAAGGUCAGAUGCAGCAGGAAAUCCUGAAGAAAAUGCUGUACUACCUGGACACUUCUAAAGGAAAAUAAUAUUAUGAUUGUGACCUAAUCCUCAGGCUGCAGUAGUUAUGAAUUAUAGCUGAAAGACUAUAGAGAAAUUGGAAAAGUUUCUCAAUAGCUAGAGACUGAAGCUUACUUAGUGGAGUUAUAUUUUAUACACUGACCAGUAGAUUGGAAGCUUACAUCAAAGGCCAAAAGGAUCUGCUCUUAGGACUUUCCCUUAUUUUCCUCUGCCAAGGAAGACUUAAGCAUCUCACAGCUAUUUGCCAGAUAAUUGGAAAGCUCAUGCCUUAGCCUGGGAUGAUUUCAUCCUGAUGGCCCACUUCAACAGGAUAUACAAAGUGUGACUUGGGUGAUGACAACCCAGAAAGGACUGCCUUGAUACAUCAAGUUAGCAUGUGAAUUGAAAGAGAUGGCUGGAAUUGAAGGAACCACACAAUCCCAUCAGAAGAGUAAUUAAAAAGAGAUCUUGAAAGUUGUGCCUGGUGGGUGCUGCUGAUGAAAAAAUAGGUCUGGCUGGUUUAUUUGUCUACCCCUUGUCCCUUCAUUCAUUCAGAAGAUUAUACCUUAUGCAGUGCAACUUGCCUGCUUUGAUUGUGCCCCUUAUUUUGUUUUUUUUUGUUUUUUCUGUGUUCUGCUAUGCAAUUCAAAUUCUAAAUAAUGUAGAAAGAAAAAUGUUCUUCCCUGGAUUAGACUAAAGCAACAAAAGUCAAACAGGACUUUGAAUCUUUAACAAUGUGGAACAUUAUGAGGAGUUGCUUCCUGAGGCUACCUAUAAAGAGAGAACCGGUGCUUUAAUUUCAAAGCUUAAAAUGUACAGAGGCUGAAAGGGUAUUAAAAUGUUCCACCAAUUAGAGGGAUGGAAAAUAAAAUCAGAAACAAAAGCACCUAAUGUGUUAUGCUUCAGUAGUGCUGAAGGGCUAGUUAAAUGGACACUGGAUAAACUGAAUCAAUAAUCUAUUUAAGUGAGAAUAUAUCUAAGUUGGAAUGUGAUUGCGACCCUGAUCUAUUGAGUUUAUAUCUAUGGGACUCUCGGAGGAUUCUUCUGCUGGCAUGUUCUUGCUUCAGUAAUCUCUUUUAGACUAAAAUUCAGAAAGGAUUGCCAAGAAAUAGCACUAGUGGCUGUCAGGAUCAUCAGCAUCAUCUACAACAAAAUGACUGUGAUGGUCAGUUUCAGAUGCUUGCCUGGUGUUCUUAAUGAAAUUCCUAAGGAUGAUGGGAUCCCUCCCAAGGGUUAAGAGACUUUAGCAUCAGCUUUAGGGGAGAUCUGUUUGGCCACUGAUGGUGAGCAAUUAAUGGACACCUGAUGUCUCUUUUGUACGGAUGCAAGCUGAUGUCAUCAUCACAAGCCCCAUGAUAUGAGAUUGCCUCUGGAGAAACAAUGAUUUGGAACAACACCACUAUGGACGGGAAAGAUUUGCUUGUGAAAAAGGAUUCUUGUGUCCGAAUACUCACCGGCUGCUUCCUCUCCUUGCUGAUUCUCUCUACCCUCCUAGGCAACACACUUGUCUGUGCCGCUGUCAUCAGAUUUCGCCACCUGAGGUCCAAAGUGACCAACUUCUUUGUGAUCUCAUUGGCAGUCUCAGACCUUUUAGUAGCUGUUUUGGUCAUGCCCUGGAAAGCCGUUGCUGAGAUAGCUGGAUUCUGGCCUUUUGGGUCAUUCUGUAACAUCUGGGUAGCCUUUGACAUCAUGUGCUCCACUGCCUCCAUCUUGAAUCUGUGUGUCAUUAGUGUGGACAGGUAUUGGGCCAUCUCUAGCCCUUUUAGGUACGAGAGGAAAAUGACUCCCAGAGCAGCCUUCAUCAUGAUCAGUGUGGCAUGGACUUUGUCUGUGUUGAUUUCUUUCAUUCCAGUGCAACUGAACUGGCACAAGGCUAAAACCACAAGCUUUCUAGACCUCAAUGCCACUUUUCAAGGUGUAGCCAUGGACAACUGCGAUUCCAGCUUAAACAGGAUGUACGCCAUCUCUUCCUCUCUCAUUAGCUUUUAUAUCCCAGUGGCCAUCAUGAUAGUCACCUACACAAGGAUAUACCGAAUUGCUCAAAAACAGAUAAGACGCAUUUCAGCCUUGGAACGGGCAGCUGUGCAUGCCAAGAACUGCCAAACCCCUGCUGGCAAUGGAAACAUUCUGGAUUGCCAGCAGCCAGAGAGUUCUUUCAAGAUGUCCUUCAAGAGAGAAACAAAAGUCCUAAAGACUUUGUCAGUGAUUAUGGGGGUGUUUGUGUGCUGCUGGUUACCCUUUUUCAUACUGAACUGCAUGGUGCCCUUUUGUGAGCCCACUGUACCAUCCAGGGGAACAGAACCAUUUUGUAUCAGUUCUGCCACUUUUGAUGUUUUUGUUUGGUUUGGAUGGGCUAAUUCUUCACUCAAUCCCAUCAUCUAUGCCUUCAAUGCUGAUUUCCGCAAGGCAUUCUCCACCCUCUUGGGAUGCUACAAACUCUGCCCUGCUUCCAUUAAUGCUAUAGAGACCGUUAGUAUAAACAACAAUGGGGGCAUAGCCUUUUCCAGUCAGCUUGAGCCCAGAGGGUCCAGCCCCAAAGACUGCAAUAUGGUUUAUCUUAUUCCUCAUUCUGUUAUAUGCCCUGAAGAAGAUGCCCUCGUGAAUAAAGAAGCAGAAGUGGGGUUGCCUAAAACAAUGGAGAAAAUAUCUCCAGCCCUAUCAGGGAUUUUGGAUUUUGAGGCUGACCUGUCUUUGGAAAAGAUCAACCCCAUCACGCAAAAUGGCCAACAUAAAACCUGAGGGGUACAGUUAACCCUUCAAAAUGUAAUACUACAAGAAAGAUUUUCAAGCUGUUUUUGUUUUGUGGGAUGGGGUGUUGGGAGGGAGGGGUGAGGAAAGUACGCUAUUGUGAGAGUCAAAGCCAUCACUCAAAAACCCAGGGCUCCACUGAGCUGAUGUUUGUCAGAACCAUACAAUUCAAGCAAACAAUUCCAACUUAAUAUACACUGUAUUUAGAGGUUGUUCUAUGUUGUUCAUUCUGAGUGGAAAUGAAAUAGAAGAUGUUGAUACAGUGUGGCUUCAAGGAAAAUGAAAAUAAGCUUGACCAAUGUUUGCAGAAGUGGAACUGGGGUGGGGAAAGUAAAUAAACUUCACUAUAGGAAUACAAUGUAUUAAAUUAAAUAUGAAGUUCCUGUUUGACUUGCAUAGGUGUUCAUGGUUGUUUAUAGGUUGCAAGUAAAGUUUGGUGAGUUGCCAGGUCUGGUGGAUGCCUUUAUAAAUGAUUUCUGAACAUCAAUAGAGCCUUAUAACAAAGAGUGGAAUAUUUUUAAUAGUAGGAAGAGAAUGUGUCAAUGCUGGCAUUAUUUAUUUAUUAUUUAAAUGGCUAUUUUUCAUAUGUUUCAAGAACUUGAGCUUUAUGUAUCUUAUUUUAACAUAUGUCUAAAGAAUGGAAUAUUUCUGAGGUUUUCUUCACUGCUUUUGACCAGUUUACUAGUCAGCACUUUAUUUAAAAAAGAACGAAAAGGGUGAGCUUUCCUCUAAGCUUUGCUUAGAUGACUGUGGAACUUGUAAUUGUUUAAAACAUUGCAAAAGAGGAGGAAUCAGCAGCAUGGUGUAACAAAAAUAAGAUGUCUUCUGGGUUCUCCUCUCUCUUACUGCCCAAAGAUAGGGCCUGAGUUAACCAAAUGACGCGUUGUAAAAGCUGUGUCCCUGUCAAAAAGACGGAGAAAAUGGCUGCGAUCAAUUAUGAAGUUUCAUUUUAUGUUGACUUUGUUCAAUUGUCAGCAUGUGAAGCUGUAAAUACUCAACCUUAUACAAGCAUACACCUUAAAAGAUGAAUUGAUCUAAGGCGAAAGCCAUCUUCGGUUAACUCAUCAUGUGGUUUGCUAUUUGGUAAGACAAACCUUUCCUUUUUAGAUAUAGACUUUUCUUAUUUCAGAACCUGACUUUUUGUUGUUACUGAUGGUGCGGGAAAGAUCCCCACAUACUUGCAUAGAAAUGUAUGCAUUAUCAAUGGAUAUUUCCUAUGAUAGAUAAAUGGAGCCUCAGUUUUUAGAGGCUGUAUACCUCCAAAGAACCAGAUUUUAGUGUCAAAUCAUGGGGGAAAGGCUAUUGUCCUUGCCUCUUGCUUGUCUGUAUAUUAUUUGACAUUAUGGGAGAGAAGAUGCUGGAUUCUGGGCCUCCAGUCUGAGCCAGCAUGACUUUUUGUGAUCCCAUGCAAUUGAUUUAAAAGUCAACAAACAAUACAACCCCAUAAAUAAAUUAUAGAUGGAUGAAAUAGCAUCGUGCAAUUGUAGUUUUCCUUUUUGUUGGCUGCCCAUUGCAUAGCAAAUAGUGCCUCAUUCCUAUUCUGGAUCUCCCACAUACUGAAUGGAGCAGUGAAACACUAGGAAAAUUAUGUUUCCCCCCAAUUAAACUCUGCAAUGUCCCCACUCUCCCCUGAGUUGCCCAGAUUGUUUUAACUACCUUUAAAUCAAUUUCCUUAUCACGGUCUCUUAGUAAUAUCAAAUAAAAUAAAAAAUAAAAAAUACAAAGUUACUAAUGCGAUCAACUGUCACCAGCAUUAUUAUACAAAACAUUCCAAGAUAAUUAUUUUAGGAUUUUUUUCCGAGGAGGGAUGUUUGCAAAGUAAGCAGACAACUUGGGAAGAAACAGAGCAUUCAUCAAGAAAUGUAGUCAGCAAAAGAGAUCUGAGAGAGGCAAGUUAGAAGCCUAAUGAAAAUGUACAUCCUGCAAUCAGGUCUGUGUUAUUUAUGUAUUGUGAAUGUUUUCAUAAUUCUAUUGCCUGUAAGCUGCUUUCAUAAAUAUAAUAAAAUAUUUUGUGAACAUAAGGUCAAAUAAAGCAAUUUACAUUAUGUUUAUUAAAUAAA